This is a messenger RNA of Papaver somniferum (opium poppy), 3070 nucleotides long. RefSeq lists its product as uncharacterized. Lineage: Eukaryota; Viridiplantae; Streptophyta; Magnoliopsida; Ranunculales; Papaveraceae. The transcript is spliced from 5 exons. The record is from RefSeq and is a predicted model, not a curated record. Bases 1337 to 2389 code for a protein of 350 amino acids.
AUCUCUCUAACAAGUAUAUCAAACGAUUCAAACCCCAGGCGAAUUGAUUUUAGGAUUUCAGCUGGUUCUCUAUGAUGCUGAGCAACCAAACAUCGUAGAAAGAACAUUAUAGAAAGACCCAUCUUUGGGAAAAUGGAGAAGAAGAAAACAGGUUGAUAAAGAGAAGAAGAAGAGGAGUAAUUUGUGAGAAUAAGGAAACACCCAGCAUCAUGCCUCACCCCCCAUUUUUGAAUUUCUUCAAUACAUGCAUUACUGGAAGAAAGAGAGCAAUUUUGCAUAAAAUUGAUCACAACGGAAUGGAAAUUAGAAGUUAUUAUCAUCUUCCUGAUGAAUUGAUGAUCGAGAAUAUUCUGACGAGAUUACCAGUCCGGACUCUAGCAGUUUGCUCUUGCGUCAGUAAGGUAUGGUGCAAUUCAAUCCUUAAUGAUUCAAGAUUUUCUGUGAUUCACUAUAUUCAAAACAAAAAUCAAGAAUUUCUAGUCUUUAAUCUGCUUAAUGUAUCGAGAAGGGGCAGCUUGGGAAAGACUUAUGUUUUCAGUUUAUCAGGACAAGAAAAAGUGGAUAUUAAAUUAGUGUCAGCUGUAGAUAUUGAAAUUACAAGAAAACUAGUAGGUUAUUGCAAUGGUUUAUCUUGUAUGAAACAAAUCAGUCAGCCUAAUGAUACUCAUGGUUUCUGAUAAAUGUCGUAAACCCGAAUAGGAGUGAAUCACUUGUCCUCUCUUAUCUACAUCUACUGAGGGAGAAUUCAUUUUCAUGUGCCAUGGUUUUGGUUUUGAUUCAUUGUCACAAGUAAACAAGGUUGUAAGUGUUUUUGCUUCAAAAGCCAACAGGAAGUAUCUUUGCAUGGUCAUUACAUUGGGAACUAUGAAAUGGAGAAAGAUAGUUACUAAUAGUCUUUUUGAUAUGUCACCACCACCGUGUUCUUCUUGUUUUCAUGAUCAAAUGACUGCUAGGACCUCCAAAACAAUAUGUAUAUUAUUUGCAAACUUAUGUGUAGCCAUAGGAACUGAGAAUGUCUCAGUCUCUUUCACCUAUCACUUAGGAUGUUCCUUUGCUUUUAACUUAAAGUUACGUUUAAAUCUAGGGAAGUUGAUGUUGCCGUGUGCAUUGUUGAGAUACAUAACUUGUAAUAUAUUUGCUCAAGGCGUAUUACAUCUAUGUCCAGUAAGUGAUGCUUUCUGUAAGGGUCCAUGCUUUCGUGGGUUCUUCUGGUUCGUUUGCCUUGUACGGCUUACUUUAUGCUUCUGCUGGACCAGUAAAGUACAGGAAGGAGACUUUCAGCCAGGCAUGCGAAGUCAUAUAUACAGAGUAGCUUAGCAAAAAUAUCUGCCAAGCUAUGGUUGACCAUCUUCCAAAACAUGGAGAUGAGGUACCAUCGUGCUUUCUCAAUGUCAACUUACUAUGUUCAAAGUCAUCCAUUGGCCUCCUUACAAGUACACAAAGACCCAAGUACAACAGAAGUACAGAAAUAGACCCCUCUUUGUCUCAGACGAAAGUAAUGGGGAUAUGGCAAGUAGGAGCUGCAGGGCUACUUCUCCUUCAACUCUUCAUAUCAAAUGCAUUUGCAACAGCCGCAUAUCUGCAAAACCCAGACUUUGAAACACCACCAACAAACAUACCAAAAAACUCAACAAACCCAUUUAUACCAUUGAAUUCAACAAUCAAUACGCUACCAGGAUGGUCAUAUCAAGGCACUGUUCAGUAUGUGAUUUCCUCAAGUCGGGAAGGGAAUGCAAUAUAUUUAGGCCAAAAUGGAAUGAUUAAUCAAACAUUUAACGCAAUGGAAGAAUAUGAUCAAACUUAUGAUUAUUUACUUACAUUUAGUCUUAAACCAGCUCAACCAAAUUGUACUAAUCCUACUAGUGUUACCAUCUCUCUUCCGAAUAGAUCAGCUGUUGUCUCAUUCAACAAGAAAUUUGGGAAUUCAAGUAGUUGCCAGACUCAUGCCUGUUAUUUGGGUGUUCAUGGGGUUAAAGAGUUGAUUAACCUCACUAUUGAAAAUCAUUCAACUGAUCAAAGUACUAACACCACUAAAUGUGGUGUGAUUUUGGAUUCCUUCAUUUUCAAGCUUAUUCCGAAUCCUAUAAGCUAUGACGCUAACUUCUGGUUUGGAUACGAAAACGGGCGAUCAGUCAGCAAAGUAAUAAAAGAACUGCCACAAAAUGGCGGGUUUGAAGUCGGACCAGCAUUUUCCAACAACUACUUCGGUGGCGUUUUAAUUGACGCAGAAUCAAAUUCAGCUCUAUCGCCAUUAAACCGAUGGACAAUAUUAGGAACAGUGAAAUACAUAACUAGAAACAAAAACUAUAGUGUUCCAGAAGGAGUUGCUGCAAUCGAACUCGUCUCAGGGAAAUCAAGUGGGGUAGAGUUAGGAUUUGAGUUUUGGUGAAAGACUUCCACACUCAGAACUGUGGAGUCUACUUGUUAUUUAUAUCAGAGAGUACAAAGGUUGUUACAACUAAUCAACCUAUUCAAGUGUUACAGAUGCUAUUUUAACUGUAACUAAAGACCCGUAAGACUAAUCUAAACACAAAAUACUCGGUCAUUCCUUCAUACACGGAAUGCUUGCUGGUUUGGUUGAGAGUCUUCAGCAGAUGAGGCUCUAUCGUUAACAGGUAGAAACAACAGUUGCACUAAACAAAGGUUCCGAGUACAACAUGCAAGUUUCCAUUUCCGAAAAUAAUGAUGCAUGUGUAGGUAAAUUCGAAGUGGGUGUGCAAGCAGGAUCCACAGUUCAGAAUUUCACAAUAGAAAGAUAUGGAAGGGGAACGGGGAUGGGUUUUACAUGGAUAAUCAAAGCAGAUUCGAAUAUCACUCUUAUUAGUAUUCGAAGUUUUGCAACAACCAAAACUAAGGAUCAUUUUCUCUGUGGUCCUGUUAUUGAUAAAGUUACUCUGGAUCUUGUUAUUUCAUAUGGCUUGAAAUUGCAACUAAGCAUUCUGCUUGUUGGUAUUGCGUUUCUUGUAACUCUUGCAUAGAUUAUUGUUGCAAAAGAGUGAUGUUUGAUAACGUUUGUGUUUCUUUGAUAACAUUUUUUAUGAGAUUGUAUCUACCAAUUACAGUUUUUUUA